AUGUCGUCUACCAUGGAUCAAGCCGAGGGAGCUUAUUUGAAUCUCCAGGAGCUGCGCGUCCGCUGCAAUCUGUACAUCGUCUGCGGCAUCUUCGUCAUCAUUCCCAACAGCAUAUGCUGUUUGGUGUUCAAUUCGACGAAGGAGUUUCGACAGCGAUUCUCAUUCUUCACCAUGCUCAUUAUUGGCGAUAUUACCAACGGCCUCUCAUUCAUUCUCAGCGGCAUCGGAAGGCUCACACUUCUCGAUAGUCGCGACUUCUUCAAUCCCGCCGAAAGUUUCGAUUGUCUCACGAAACAUCUUUGGCCAAUAUUUUUACUUCUUGGAGGCCAACUCCCAGCAACGUUCACAAUCCUUCUCACAGUCGAGCGUGUGCUCGCCGUGAGCCGUCCGAGCUGGUAUCGAGUCCAAUGGACCCAUUCGAAGAGAUUCCAUCUCACCGUCUUGGCCCUUUUAUUCUGUGCGACACUAAAUGUCAUCGCUCUCCUGGUGGCCCUAUGGGCUCCAUUCAAGAAUCCCGAUCAAAUCUGCGCUGUCAUGAAUUCCACAGGGAUCAUCUACGGAACUGUGCAUUAUAUAUGGAUUGCGUUCUCAUAUUUCAUCGCGUUUGCAAUCACUUCCUACCUAUUUUUCCGCUCGUUCAAAUCCAAAUUUCUGAAUGUCGUCGAACGACGCAAACAAAUAUCGGUGCUGUGCCUUUCCGGAAUCGGCGUUCUGCUCGUCAGCAUUCCCAAUAUUGUGCUCGUCGUCGACGAGUUUCGAACCGGACACUUUGAUGUCCUUUUUGUUGGAGUCACUUAUUGCUUGUACGGCAUUCAAUCAGCUCUCAAUUUUCCGGUUUUUUAUUUCUUCCGUCUCGAAUUCCGAAGACGACUUCACGAUAUUUUCUCGUUUCGAAAACGACGAACGAGUAAUUUCCAGGCGAAUUCGGCGCCAACCUCGCGCGUUGCCAAUGCGAGAACAACAAAAACAUCAUAA
Molecule: messenger RNA, 975 nt
Organism: Caenorhabditis bovis
Lineage: Eukaryota; Metazoa; Nematoda; Chromadorea; Rhabditida; Rhabditidae
Source: the annotation of a GenBank genome assembly